This is a messenger RNA of Diabrotica virgifera virgifera (western corn rootworm), 2062 nucleotides long. Its product is annotated as 2-hydroxyacyl-CoA lyase 1. Gene Ontology annotation, molecular function: magnesium ion binding; thiamine pyrophosphate binding; catalytic activity. The record is from RefSeq and is a predicted model, not a curated record. Bases 261 to 1976 code for a protein of 571 amino acids. Lineage: Eukaryota; Metazoa; Arthropoda; Insecta; Coleoptera; Chrysomelidae. The transcript is spliced from 8 exons. Gene Ontology annotation, cellular component: peroxisome. Gene Ontology annotation, biological process: fatty acid alpha-oxidation.
ACAGCACUAAUCCAAAUAAAAAAGAUGGUGUCGUCACUUCGCUCUGAAUGACACUCUCUCUAUGCUAAUAUAUAACUCUAUGGGUGUACCUCUGUGUACCUAGAUCCUUGUAUUUAAAGAAGAAGAAGAGUGAAGAGUUGGCACCUGCACCUGGCACUUUUAAUUAAAAGAUAGUAGAUAUCAGAUUUUCAAAGUGCUUGAUAAAACAAUCAGUGCUAUUUUAAAUCCAUUUGUUAAAGUUUGUUCUUAAUACUUUUAAAAUGGGAGACUUAGAUGGAAAUACAGUUCUAGCUCAAGCUCUUAAAAAGCAAGGCAUUGAAUAUGUUUUUGGAAUCAUUGGUUACCCAGUCAUUGAACUUAGCAUGGCAUUACAAAUGGCCGAUAUUCACUACAUUGGUAUGCGCAAUGAACAAGCUGCUUGUUAUGCAGCUCAAGCUAUAGGUUACUUAACUGGCAACCCUGGAGCUGUAUUGGUAGUGUCAGGUCCAGGACUGUUACAUACAUUUGGCGGUUUGGCCAAUGCACAAAUAAAUUGUUGGCCAGUACUUGUUUUAGGUGGAUCUGCUCCACAAGAUCAUGAAGGAAUUGGAGGAUUUCAGGAGUGUAAUCAGGUUGAACUGGCUAGACCAUAUUGUAAAUAUUCGGCGCGUCCACCGAGCAUACCAUUAAUACCUCUUCAUGUCGAAAAAGCAGUGAGAUUAGCAAAAACAGGUCGACCAGGAGCAGCCUAUCUUGAUUUUCCUGCAAAUAUUUUAUCAGGUCGAGUUUCUCAAGAAAAAAUACCUGACCAGUAUGGUCCAGUGCCUAUCCCGCAAGUUUUUCCUGAUCCAAGACAAAUUGAAAAGGUCAUAACUGUUCUUUCGCAAGCCCAGAAUCCCCUGAUAAUUGUAGGAAAAGGUGCAGCUUAUUCAAGAGCCGAAAAAGAAGUCAGAGACUUGAUAGAAUUUGCUAAUUUACCAUUUUUAGCUACACCAAUGGGAAAAGGAGUCGUACCUGACACUUCUACAAAGUUUGUUGGAUCGGCAAGAUCGACCGCUUUACAACAAGCUGACGUUAUUCUACUUCUGGGAGCACGACUUAACUGGAUUUUGCAUUUUGGCAGACCUCCAAGAUUUUCUCCAAAUGUUAAAGUAAUUCAAAUCGAUAUUACUGCCGAAGAAUUGCACAAUAGUGUAAAAUCUGAAGUAGCGAUACAAAGUGACAUAAAAAGUGCAUUAGAACUAAUAAAUGCAGGUUUAAAAAAACGAAAUUUCAAAUAUAAUGACAACAGCGAAUGGUGGAGUUUAUUAAGAAAAAAAUGCCGGGAUAAUCAGAGGACUGUAAAGGCUAUGUGUGCCGAUAUAUCAGUACCAUUAAACUACUAUGCUGUUUUUCAAAACCUAUUUGAUCAUUUACCUGAAGAUUGUAUAAUUGUAAGUGAAGGUGCUAAUACAAUGGAUAUAGGAAGAACAUUAUUGCUUAAUAAUCAACCCAGGCAUAGAUUAGAUGCUGGUACUUUUGGAACUAUGGGUGUUGGUCCAGGAUUUGCCAUUGCUGCUGCAUUUUAUUGUAGACAUAAUCAACCAAAUAAGAGAGUUAUUUGUGUAGAAGGAGACUCGGCUUUUGGGUUUUCUGGUAUGGAAAUCGAAACUAUGGUUAGAUAUAAACUUCCUGUUAUUAUUGUGAUAGUUAACAAUUCUGGCAUUUAUUCUGGAAUGGAAGCCACUGUAUUAAAUGAAAUAAGAGAUAGUGUUGGAGUAGAAGAAAUCGCCAAAGUUUCACCUCCAGGAUGUUUAACCAGUGUAACGCGUUAUGACAAUAUGAUGAGUCUUUUUGGAAGAACAGGAUUUUUCGUUAACACAAUUCCAGAACUGCACGCAGCCGUUAAGGAAGCCCUAAAUGUUAUUGACGGACCUACAAUAAUAAAUGUUAUUAUCGAUACAACUGCUGAUAGAAAACCACAAUCAUUCCAUUGGCUGACAGAGUCAAAGUUGUAAUUUUUAUUGUUAAAUGAGAAAUGUGAUGCAUUGGUGCUUUUUGUAAAUUUAUGGAUAAAGAUAUAUAAAAAACAAGUAUAUUCUGA